Pseudomassariella vexata is the source of this 1770-nucleotide messenger RNA. RefSeq lists its product as uncharacterized. The record is from RefSeq and is a predicted model, not a curated record. The transcript has a single exon. Lineage: Eukaryota; Fungi; Ascomycota; Sordariomycetes; Amphisphaeriales; Pseudomassariaceae. Bases 52 to 1407 code for a protein of 451 amino acids.
GAUUCAACGACGCAUCGCAUCACUCACGCCCUAAACCACAACACAGUUAACAUGGCUCCUCGAUUCAGAGCGCCCCGAUUUCGCGCGAAAUUACCAGACGAGACUUCGCGAGAAUACGGCCGCGCACGAUUCGAACAUGGACGCAAAGCCUUCCGUCUUUUCCAAGCUGAGCAAACAUCGCGGCUCCCAUCACCGCCAAUGACCACAAGCGACGGCGUCGAAGAAGACACCAGCAGUAACAACACGCUGAACCUGAGAUACGCCUCAUGGUACUCAUCAAUACCAACAACAGACUAUAGCGACAUGAUGCACCGGAGCCGACCGGAGCAGCAAUCCUCAGCUCCGAAUGUCGAGUCCCAGAACAAGCCCGUGUUGGAUGAUGACUGGUCCGACAGUGAGCUUGAUUGCAACCAUGGCCCGUAUAUCUAUGACCCGUAUAAGGGUAUCUUUGAGAUCGUUUCCGAAAUCAGACCGGAGGACGACGGUCCGUAUUACUACAACUUAGAAACAAAGACGUAUGAGCUUGCACCAGAUAUGAGGAAUAGGAGAACAGAGACACCGGAUAUUGGCUCUGACGAUUCAUUCACGAGGGCUCUUGAGCAUGUAUACGAUGCCGAGGAGGUACAAUCGACGAUUGUCGAGGCGAGAGAAUCAAAGAGAACGAGGACGGAGGCGAAGAAAACAUACCGCGUCCAGAAACGGUCGCACCAAAGUUCCCAGCCAGCAAGAAUCAGCAACGUUGAACGGGUUCUGCAAGAACUAGAAGCACCGACCACCGCGCCAAUAUCUCCACCCGAAGACCACUACCAAUUAUCACAGCGACGUGAAAGUCCGCAGAUUCAUAGCAGUGGGGAUAACGCACGGCAGGAAACAACACAUCGGAGAUGCAGUAGUGCUGAGUGGAAAGGGACAUCAAGGCAGUCGAUACAUCGUGUUCGCAAGCUGUCGUCUAAGAAGGAGACCCCAAGGGUGAAAAUCAGUAACGCUGAACGGGUUUUGGUCGAGCUGAGUAAACCGCAGCAGCGGAAUUCUGAGGUCCGUGCCGAAGACAACAUCGGGAAACAGGUCACACGGAGGCAGACAUCGCAGAGACGGCCACCUUCACUCCAGAGACAAACGCAACGCAUCCAUAAACGAGCAUAUACCAAGCCGCCUGCUCGAGCACAGAUCACGAACAUAGCGCGAGUACUUGCCCAAGUUGAAGACCAAUGGUCGCGGGCAUCUGGGCAUGAACCCAUGCAGCCCCAACGACUGACGCGUGCACGAGCAAAGACGGGGAGUGCAGCCCAGAUUCUGUUGGAACUUGAUGGCCGAGGAUUACCACGGGUACAGGGUUCCGAGGCGAGAACUACGAGAGCAUUGGCAUCGACAUUAUCGAGACGGACUCGCCGAGGCAUGCGCGAUUGAGAGGCAAAUGGCAGGUCAGUGUGAUAACUGCAUCAAGCCCGUUGGUUAUCUAUUACAGCUAGAUGGCUGCGCCCCUAGAACGUCCGAAAUGGCAAAAUGGGGCGCGACUCUCCUCGGGAGACAAUCCCGCAGCUUGCUCUGCCCCAGUCAAGUUACCGAAAAAGCUGGCCCGGUUGCAUCACUUCCGGUGAACGGCGGACUGGCGAAUGCUCAGGAUUCCCGAGAUGGGAGUAGGAGUUGAGAUCCAAAAGUUGCGCGGCAAUGGCAUGCACGUGUACCGGUUAUCCUGACAGGGUCGGGUGCAGCCGGCGACGUGUUCAGCCCUGCAUAAGUCGAGGCGCGGAUGAAUGUGUGCUGGUUAUU